AAAAAAAAAAGGACAGCUGUGGUGCACAGAUAGAGCAAAAAACUUAUGCACAGAAUAAGCAAUAUGACCAAAUUAUUAAAAAAAAAAAAAGAGUAGACAGUGGCAAAACUAGACACUGACCUUUUAAGGAGCUCAUUCCUUCCUCCUGUAGUAGGGCAACUAAGUGAAGUUUUACAUCACGAGCUGUUCUGGGAAGUAACAUCAUUGAACAAAACCGUUCUGACCAACCCGUACUUAUUUUUUUCUUUACACCUAAAGGUGAGGAUGGGGCUUUUUAAACCUGAUUAAAUAACAGCACCACAGGAUGUGAAACCUCUGCCUCAUAAAUUAUAACUGCUUCACUCACUGAGAGAGCUUGUGUGUCAUAGGAUUGCCCAACAUCUGGUUGAGAAUUCUUACCAGCAGAGCAUUUAAUCACAUGCUUGACUUAAAAUGCAAACAUUACUACUGUUGUUGAAUAGGUAUGUGAUUCCUUUUUGGGACUAAUGGCAACAUACAGCUUGGGCUUGAAUCUGCAGCUGUAAAAAAAAAAGAAAAAACAAUCUAUGUGAUGUCUCAGUACAGCUGGACACUGCGGAGCCCCUCCUGGGAUCUGGCUGCAGCGUAAGCAAAGGAUCCAGAGAGGAAUGGAGACUCCAUUGGAUGUUUUGUCGCGAGCAGCGUCUCUAGUACAUGCUGAUGAUGAGAAACGUGAGGCAGCCCUAAGAGGCGAGCCCAGGAUGCAGUCUCUGCCCGUCUCCUCCGCGCUCACCAACCAUCGCACGGGCCCUCCUCCCAUCAGUCCCAACAAGAGGAAGCUCAGCAUGGACCAAGGGGAUGAUGAGCUAGACUGUGAAAAUGACCACGUUUCUAAAAUGAGUCGGAUGUUCAAUCCGCAUCUAAACAAGACUGCCAAUGGAGAUUAUCGGAAGGAGCACAGAGAGAGGAGUCGCAGCCCAAUAGAGAGGGCUGCAGCCCCAACCAUGAGCCUUCACGCCAAUCACAUGUAUGCCUCAAUCCCAAGCUUGACCAUGGAUCAACCUCUAGCACUGACCAAAAACAGCAUGGAUGCAACGCGAACAGUUGGCAUCACACCUACACUGACUUCUGUGGAACGGCAGCAGAACCGUCCAUCCGUAAUCACGUGUGCGUCUGCGAACAACCGGAACUGUAACCUCUCUCACUGUCCCAUCGCGCACAGUGGCUGCGGGGCAGCAGUGCCUGCCUACAGAAGACCCUCCAGCACCACCACUGCCUGCGACCCGGUGGUGGAGGAGCACUUCCGCCGGAGCCUUGGCAAGAACUACAAGGAGCCUGAGCCAGUGGCAAACUCUGUGUCCAUCACGGGGUCAGUCGACGACCACUUUGCCAAAGCACUCGGGGAUACAUGGCUUCAGAUCAAAGCUGCGAAGGACGGAGUCUCCAGCAGUCCCGAGUCUGCCUCGCGGCGGGGCCAGUCUUCCCCUUCCUCUCACAUGGUCAAUCAUAAUCACUCGCCCUCCGUGGUCUCAUGAAGAGAGGACCCAGACGUUUGUGAAUUUGCAUGGUUUGACUGAGCUUUGAACAGUGCUUAAAAUAGUGUUGGGGGAGGGGAGAUUAGUUUUCAACACAUGUUUUUGUGUACUCACUUUUUAUUUGUAAAAGGGUGCCCUUAAAGAUGAUAGCAGGAACUAUUUCAUAAAGAUUCAUACGAUGUAGCAUCCUUUUUUUUUUUUUUUUUUCCUGCCUCAAUUACCAAAGAAACCUCUGAUGCAAAUCUGCUGCCCCUUAAAAAAAAUAAUGCACGCUAAUCCACAAAAGCCAUUACACUUAGUUGGUUGACCCAAGUGCUUUUUUGCUUUUAUUAGCUUCUCGAGACUAGAAUUUGUCUGGUUUGCUUACAUUGCGCUUUUUUUUUUUUUUUUAAUUUUUAUUUCCCUCUGUGAAGUAAUUUUGUAUGUAUAUACUUGAAAAGAACUGUCAUGUAUGAUUUGCACUAUUGGAGGAGGACUGAAGUUGCAUAGCAACUUUCUGGAAGAUGUUAACAUUUUGAGGGCAAACUGCUGAAAAAAGGGUUUAAGGAUGACAUUUCUAUCAGUUUGAUUUUUUUUUAUUUUUUUUUUUUCUUAAAGCAAAACAGCUUUGGAAGGGGAAGUCUCAUACAGGUUAUAGGUCUUUCUCUCUUUAGAUUUCAGGUGCUUAGUGCUUGCAACUGGACUGCAUAAUUUACAGAACACGGGCAUUUUUUCCUAAACACUGCAGUUUGUUAGAAUAGAGCUGAGGUCGGAGGGUUCAAUAGUGCUUAACGAUGCAUGUUUUAUGAAAAAUAGCUGGUAUCUAUUAAUGUAUAGACAGUAAGAAUCAUAAUACUUAUUAGCUUUCCUUCAGAAUUAGUUUAUUUUUGUCAGUAACAAUCCUAGAUAUACUUACUGCUGGUACAGUUGUACUCUAUGAUAUUUGUAUUUGAUAUUCACUUUAGUAGCAGCCAGCAAACGAGGACAGCCUCAGGACAGGCCUCAACCGCCGCGGUGUAGAGAUCCCCCACUUGUGGUACAGGAUGCUAGAGCUUUGCGCGUGACCGAGCACUUGUUCCUGCCUGCGGCGCCGUCUGCCGAGCAGGAACCGCUUCCUAGAGCUGAGUCUGUGUGAUCCACCCUAACGAGCUGCAGGAACUGCUACCGUUACCUAUCUUGGCUGGACAACAGAUUGUUACAGUUUGUGAAAUAGGAUCUUUGGAUUUUUUUUUUUUUUUUAAGCUUAUUCAUAAACCUAUGCCAAGUUGCAGCAUACAUUCCUCCAGUAGAAGACUUUAUACCAGGUAUUACUGCAUUUAUUAUCAUUUGCUAUAUUAAUAGCUACUAACUAGAAAUUAGGCAGUAGAGGCAGGCGUAAAACCACAGCUGUGCUAGUACUAAGAGCUUCUCUUCUUCUUGUUAAGUGUAACUGCUCUCCCCCAUACAUUCCAUCUUCCCAGUACGGUUGCAACUAGGGCUUUGGUUUUUAUACUGGGUGACCUGAAACGAUUGGUUCAGUGUAGAAAGUUAGAACUGGUUGGAAGAUGAACUACACGUGAUGUAUUAUGGACUAUGUUACAGUAUUGGGUCCAUGGUGGCUUUUAUUUUAUGUUGUUGUUGUUUUUUUUUUAAAGUUAAGCUAUUUAAUUUGGAAAAGGUGCAGGGUAGAAAGAGAUCGGGAGAUUGGCUCUUACUCUUGUUGAGAAGGUGGCUGCUCAAUUUUCUUUAAAAAAAAAAAUUAAAAAAAAAACAAAACACCACACCUAAGCCCCCAGUUUUUACACAUUUCA
Molecule: messenger RNA, 3262 nt
Organism: Calidris pugnax (ruff)
Lineage: Eukaryota; Metazoa; Chordata; Aves; Charadriiformes; Scolopacidae
Gene: VGLL4
Product: vestigial like family member 4
Exons: 6
Coding region: 627-1493 (288 amino acids)
Biological process (GO): negative regulation of DNA-templated transcription
Molecular function (GO): transcription coactivator binding
Source: RefSeq, a predicted model, not a curated record